UACUCGUGUUGCAGCCACUCUCAGGUUACACUGCGCCGUCUCAUGCAUUUUGGGAAAUUAAGGUGUGUAGCAAGCUAAGGUCAAGACCCUAAAGCCCGGCUCCCAUCUCGCGGCGGAAAAAUCCGGCACCGGGAAUGCGCGGCAUCCCAGCCAGCUGACGUGCUUCAGACGAGCGGCGUAUGUUAUUUAUGAAGUCAAGGCUACUGGGAGGGAGGGACCUUCAGGAGUUAUUGACUCGGAGCGAGCGAGCCACCAAAACAGAAGUUGUGAAGCAAGAAGGAGAGACGAAUGAACGGGUCGAGCGUGAGCUCCCACAUCUAGGAUUACAGAGAAUAGUGGAACUGUGUUUGCCCUCCCUGCCGCGGGACAGGCAGAGGACGGGGUGCACGGGACGCAGGGGUGCAGGGCAAGAUUAUGGGACAGGGAGCCAGCACUCAGACUUUAAACCCGAACCCUGCCUAUAUAACAGAUGAUGAAGUGGAUCAUAGUGUGCCAGAGAGUGAUGGAGCACCUCCAGGAGCAGGAACCCCUUCGGCGAAGGGCAAGGGCAAGUUCCCCAGCCUGGGCAAGAUCUUCAAACCCUGGAAGUGGAGGAAGAAGAAAAGCAGUGACAAGUUCAAGGAAACAUCAGAAGUGUUGGAGAGGAAGAUUUCGAUGAGGAAACCCAGAGAGGAGCUGAUAGAGCGAGGGUUACUGAAGGACGUCCCAGAGAAUGAGCGUAAUGACGUGAAUCACAAAGCUCCUCCAGUGAAGAAUGGCCACACUGCUCCAGUGCCUGGAGAGCGCAGGUCAGACACAGGGUCAGAGGUCAAGGCACCAUCUUCACGGCCACAAGGAGAAGAACAGAGGAACAGCCUCGCACCAGAACCGGAGCGCCGCAACCGCGCUCCCUCCGACGUCAGUCGCAACCGUCAGCCGCUGGACGUGGACGCUCGGACGCGGUUACUGCCUGAAACAGACCGACGCAGCCGACUGGAGUCAGACGUGGAGAGACCAGCAGGAUCGUUACCGAGAGAAAGACAAGGACAGGAGGAGGGGCGUUAUCGGCGUGAGGAAAGAGACGAGAAAGCGAGUAGGGACAGAGAACGGCGGGAUAGAAAAGACGACAGGGAAGGAAGAGGCGAACGCAGAGAUGACAGAGACAGACGAGACAGGAGGCCGGAUAAAGAAGACUGGCACGGAAAAGGUGAGCGAGAUGAGAGGAGGAAUGACAAAGAAAAGCGGGAAGAGAAAGACUGGAGAGAAAACAGGGACAGGAAACAGCCACGAGACCGGAAAGAGGAUCACGAAAGACGGGAUGAGCCAGAGAGAGUAGAUGAGCGAGAGCGAGAGCGAAAGGAGCAGAAUGAGAGGAGGGAAGACAGGGAAAGAAGAGAGGAACGGGAUAGACACGAGGAGAGAGACCGAAAAGACGAGAGAGAAAGGAGAGACGUCAGGAGGCCAGAACCUGUGAAACAGGUGUCUGAUGGGAAACACUUCCGGCCUCAGUCAGAACAGGACAUGCGGCCCAUUCUUCAGAAGAGCUCGUCUGACAUUGGACAGAAGGUCCGGCCCGUUUCAGAGGCCGUCCAGAGCAGCACACUGCCACGAUACACACCUGCAGAGGAGGAAACAAGGGCACGGACAGGAUCAGUGGGUGUGCGGUUUGUUCCUGAGCCCAAACCUGCACCAAGUGCCUCCAUUAAAGACUCCCAGCUGCCCCCUAAACAGGCCAUUCUCCCUCCCAAAUGGCUGAUGGCUUCUUCCUCCUCCUCCACUGAGACUGCUCCAGUCCCAUCCUCCUCCUCUUCAUCAUCAUCUUCAUCAUCCUCAUCCUCUGCUCCCCCCAUUGCUAAGCCUCCUCCUCGGACUGUGUCUUUAAAUGUAGACAACUCCUCCCGAAGUAAUCCCAUUCCUCCCGUAACAGCAGGAGACCGUGAAGCUCCGCCCAUUGUGUCUGCCCACUCGACUCCUCCCACUGUUCCUGCCCACUCUGCCCCGCCCACUGUUUCUGCCCACUCGACUCCGCCCACUGCUCCCGCCCACUCUACCCAGCCCACCGUUUCUGCCCACUCGACUCCGCCCACAGUUCCUGCCCACUCUGCCCCGCCCACUGUUCCUGGCCACUCCAACCCUCCUGCCCUUACUGCCCCUAAACAGCCGCCAGUGCCCCCUCCCAAACCCGCCCAUCACACCAGCAACACUGCACUGCAAGCUUCAACGUUACAAAGAUAUUACAAAGCUCCACCUCCUCAGUACUGGACGAGCUGGAGACGGCAGGCAGAGUCUGGAGUCUAUCUGUCCCUGCCUACCUACCUCAGCCACAGGGGCGCUCAGCUCCGCCCAGUGGAUCCCUCCCAAGUCCCGAUCCCAGUCAAGCGAUCUCCUCCCAUUCCCCCAAAGAGGAUGACUCCUAUGACCAAGCGCCACUCAGAAGACUCUUCGGCCAAUCACCCUGAGCCUCCACCCCCAGGCCCCGCCUCCAUUCCGGUCCCAGCCCCAGCUUCUGCCCCGCCCCCUGCCCAAUCAGUGGAGCCCCCCAGCCCCACCACAGAGCCGCCCUCGCAGCCGCCCUUACCUCUGCACAUACGCAUCCAGAGAGCCUUGAACAGUCCUGGCCCGGUCCAGCCCAACCCGGAAGGAUCCCAGCGAGCUCAUUCGCUUCUGUUUGAGUCACCACCGGACUUUCUGGCUGACGCCCCAGGAGGGGGGCGAUACUCUCUUCCAGUCACUAUCGAACCUCUGCGACUGCCUGAGGAUGAUGAUUUUGACAUUGAAGAAGAGCUGCAGAAGCUGCGGCCCGCCCCUCGGCCCACACUCCAGCUGGAGCCGCGCAGCCGCCGCGGUCUGGUGGGAGACCCACGGGUCACUGUCAUUCCGGAGGACGCGGGGCAUGGGAACAGCGACGACGAGGAGAGCGAUUCUGAUGGACCCAUCAAUUACAGAGAUGAUGAUGAAGAAGAUGACGAUGAGGAAGAUGUUCCCACAAGUGGGCUUGCGAGCCGUGUGAAGCGUAAGGAUACUCUGGCUCUAAAGCUGGAGCGUCAGCAGGAGAAAGAGCAGUCUCAGGACCAGGAGAGCAUCACCUGGAACAACAAAGAGCAAUGGGAUGCUGUCCGCAACAAGAUCGGCACCACCCUCACAAGGAGGCUGAGUCAGAGACCCACCGCACAAGAGCUUGAGCAGAGAAACAUCCUACAAGCCAAGGAUGAAGCGGACCGACGGGCAGAAAGGAGUGAAAUCAAGCGCAGACUGACCAGAAAGUUGUCCCAGAGGCCUACGGUGGCUGAGCUGCAGGCCAGAAAGAUCCUGCGCUUUCAUGAGUAUGUGGAGAGCACUCGCGCUCAAGACUACGACCGGCGCGCUGACAAACCCUGGACCAAACUCACACCUGCUGACAAGGCGGCCAUAAGAAAAGAGCUGAAUGAGUUUAAGAGCUCAGAAAUGGAAGUUCACGAGGACAGCAGGGUAUACACCAGGUUCCAUCGGCCAUAAUCGGCGUCUCUAAAGAGGAAGCCCCAGACGGAUAAAAGCUGCAGCUAAAAGCCUCCAACUCACUCCAGCAUCCUGUUUCUCAUGAUCCUCCAGCUUAUACUGACGAGUGCCGGGCCAGUCACUCAGUGCUCUGGAGUCAAGAGGAGGAGGAGGAAGUGAUACUAGAGACACUUCUGGGGAGCGGGCUUGGAGGGCCAGCACGGUUCCCAUGAUUCCCACAGCGUGGUCUGGGGUGUUUUAAUCGUCUUUAUGGUACACACUUUUCUGUGAUCAAGAAUAUGCUCGUGUACCCAACAAUAAUAUUUUUAUGGAAAUUAUGACACUGGAGAUAAACUGUUUUAGUGUUGAGCGAUUGUGAGCGACUGAGUGUGUGAGAGUGUGAGAGUGUGAGAGUGAGAGUGUGAGUGUGUGAGUGAGUGAGUGAGUGAUGAUAUAUGCUGUCCACUUAUGCCUUAACACUGGUAAAUGAUUUUUUUAGACUGACCUUCAAGUAAUAAAGAAGAAAGUCUGUUGACACAGAUGUAUGUAACACUGUUUCUCACGCUGAACACACACUGACUGGUGUGUGGAUCUGAAAGCACAUCUUUGACAUUCUCAGGACGUCGGCACGCAGUCUCACUUUCUCUUUAUGUGCAUUUUACUGAAAUUUACCAUACUUUGACUUUUUCACACAGAUAAAACACCUGCUUUAAUAUUUUCAUCUUUUUUAACCACAUAGCACUUCACUUUAGAUAUUUCAAGGUGAAUCCCACAAGAACAUGCCAUAUUUUACCCAAAAAUCAUAAGAAUUCACUAGAUUUUAUUAUUGGAUAUUACUAGAUAUUAUUUUCAUCAUUUCAGCACAUUUUCCCCCUAAAUUAUUCUUAUUAU
Molecule: messenger RNA, 4344 nt
Organism: Sinocyclocheilus anshuiensis
Lineage: Eukaryota; Metazoa; Chordata; Actinopteri; Cypriniformes; Cyprinidae
Product: phosphatase and actin regulator 4A-like
Biological process (GO): neural crest cell migration; actin cytoskeleton organization
Molecular function (GO): actin binding
Source: RefSeq, a predicted model, not a curated record